This is a messenger RNA of Xyrauchen texanus (razorback sucker), 6420 nucleotides long. Its product is annotated as C-Maf-inducing protein-like. The record is from RefSeq and is a predicted model, not a curated record. The transcript has 21 exons. The coding region runs from base 801 to 3170 and encodes 789 amino acids. NCBI's taxonomy places the organism in Eukaryota, Metazoa, Chordata, Actinopteri, Cypriniformes, Catostomidae. Gene Ontology annotation, cellular component: cytosol; nucleoplasm.
GGAAGUGCGCGCUCCCUAUCAAACAGAGACAUUGGCGAGAAAAAACGCACGGCGCGCAUCCGCUCGCCUCCCCAUUGACGUCACUCCGGUAUCACAUGAACGAGCCGGGACCAAUCCACACACGGUCCUAUCGAAGCACUCGGUUCCUCCACCGAGAUAGGGAGGACAAAACGAUAGAAAAAGGGGAACCAUGACUCCCAGCAUCUGAAGAACAAAUAAAAUACGGAGAACAAAACACCCCGUGGACCCUGCAUGUGGUUAUUGUUUGACAUUUUCGCGAGGAAGACUGGAAUAAUAUGCUGCGGACAGAGACGAAAUGGAUAUGCAAUGGGCCGAACGUAUUAAAUAAAGGAAAGACAUAAGGAAACGUUGGACUACAUAGAACCCUUCCUUGUUUGGACUGGCUUGUUUAAUGGCUUCAUUUCUCGCCGUCACCAAGCCUAGCCUUUUCUGUUCCACCACUGUUAUUAAACGCACUGAGGUCGAAUCACGGUGGAUCGCUUGAGCCUAUAUAUGCCAAACACUGGGACGACCAUUAGGGGCUGUUCAAACCGAACGCGUUUUUGCGCUAAACGACAAAUAGAUCGGAGCGCAGUUGUCUCGAGACGCGUUUUUGGUAGUUAACGUUCUUUUUUUUUACCUGACGCGACGUCCCUGGGAAACAAUAUAAGAAGUUAAAAAAGAACAGCGCAGACGGACGCUUAAACGUGUUUGGUGUGAACGGCCCCUUAUUCGGCAUCGAAAUCAGAAGACAUCCAUCUGAACUUAUCCAACGCCCUCGACUUUCCCUUAGCUUCAACAUGGAUUUUAACGGCAGCGGCGGGGGAAACGAAUUGCACAACAAUCAAUUUUAUCCGUCCGAAGAGAGUAAGCCGCUACUCGGAGAAAUGUCCGCGCCGCCGCCUUUGGAGGGGAAUAAUAAUCACAAAGCGGGGCCCUGCAGUAAGAGGACCCUUCUGCACAGCAGCAGCAGCGGGAUGAGAUACAAACUGCUCCAGGAGGGAGACAUCCAGGUGUGCGUGGUCAAGCAUCCGCGGACCUUCCUCAGUAAGAUCCUCACCUCGAAAUUCUUACGGAGGUGGGAGCCGCACCACCUCACCUUGACGGACAGCAGUCUGGUGUCUGCCACGCCCACUGGAUACAUGGAGGCCCCUCUGUCUUACAGCACUAUAGAAGACCUGCAGCUGUUUUCCUGGGACAAUGCCCCUAAAUACUGUGUCCAGUUAAGCUUUCCUGGAGGGACAGUCCUCCUGCAGGCUGCUAACAGCUAUCUGCGGGACCAGUGGUUUCACUCUAUACAGUGGAAGAAAAAGACCUACAAGUACCGCAAGGUUCUGAAUAACCCAAGCCGCUGGGACGUGGUACUAAAGGAGAUCAGAGCUCUGGUGGAUAUGGCCCUGACAUCACCUCUGCAGGACGAGUCCAUUCAUCAGGCCCCACUACAUAUCAUCUCCACCCUGCUUGCUGAGAACACCAACCUCAGUGCUCAGGAUCAUGAGAACAUCAUUGUGGCCAUUGCACCCCUGCUGGAGAAUAACCACCCUCCUCCUGACCUAUGUGAAUUCUUCUGCAAGCACUGUAGGGAGCGUCCUCGUUCGAUGGUGGUGAUUGAAGUGUUCACUCCAGUGGUUCAGAGGAUCCUCAAACAUAAUAUGGACUUUGGGAAAUGCCCCAGACUACGUCUCUUUACUCAGGAGUAUAUUUUGGCUCUGAAUGAACUCAAUGCUGGGAUGGAAGUGGUCAAGAAGUUUAUUCACAGCAUGCACGGUCCCACUGGACAAUGCCCUCAUCCUCGGGUACUCCCCAAUCUCGUUGCGGUGUGCCUGGCUGCCAUCUACUCUUGCUACGAAGAGUUCAUCAACAGUCGGGACAACUCUCCCAGUCUGAAGGAGAUCCGGAACGGUUGUCAACAGCAGAGUGAGAGGAAGCCCCCCAUGCCCUUGCGUCUGCUGCGGCCCGAGCCGCCUAUGCCACCCCUGACCACCACCCUGUCCCCUCCCCCAGCCCUUCCACUCUCAUCACCACCUUCCAUCGUGAACUCCAGUGAGAUCCUGGUGGAACUGGAGCGGAACAACAACUCCGCUAACACACUUCGCAAGGCCCCUGCAGAGGGUGACAGUGAGCCCAACCUGAUCGACUGUCUACUGGUCAGCCCUGCGCUCAAUGCCCUGUCCAUUCAGCUGCCUGCCCACGCCGACAGAGUGCUGGGCUGUUUCGCGCUUAUCCUCAAGAUGCUAUCAGACUAUGAUGACUGGAGACCAGCACUGGCCAGUCUGCUUCAACCCAUUCCCUUUCCAAAAGAGGCCCUUGCACAUGCCAAAUUCACAAAAGAGCUGAAAUAUGUUAUUCAGGGGUUUGCAGAGGACCCAAGACAAGAGGUCCACUCCUGUUUGCUCAGCGUGCGCUCUGGAAAAGACGGGUGGUUUCAACUCUACAGUCCAGGAGGCGUAGCUUGCGAUGAUGACGGAGAGCUGUUUGCUAGCAUGGUCCACAUCCUCAUGGGCUCCUGCUACAAGACAAAGAAAUUUCUUCUGUCCCUGGCUGAAAAUAAACUGGGGCCCUGCAUGCUCUUGGCCCUGCGGGGGAACCAGACCAUGGUGGAGAUCCUGUGCUUGAUGCUGGAAUACAACAUCAUAGAGAACAAGGACACUCAGCUACAGAUCAUCUCCACUCUGGAGAGCACCCAGGUUGGCUUGCGCAUGUACGAACAACUGUGUGACAGACAGAGGGAGCUUAAAGAACUGCAAAGAAAAGGAGGACCCACUCGACUCACUCUACCCUCAAAAUCUACAGAUGCUGACUUGGCUCGUUUGCUAAUCUCUGGUUCCUUCGGCAACCUGGAGAACCUCAGCUUGGCGUUCACCAAUGUCACCAGUGCCUGCGCUGAACAGCUCAUCAAGCUGCCAUCCCUCAAACAGCUCAACCUGUGGUCCACCCAGUUUGGAGAUGCUGGACUGCGCUUGCUGUCAGAGCACCUGGCCUGUCUACAGGUUCUGAAUUUGUGUGAGACUCCAGUCACAGAUGCAGGCCUGCUCUCCCUCAGCUCUAUGAAAAGCCUGUGUAGCCUGAAUAUGAACAGCACUAAACUCACCGCGGACACCUAUGAGGACCUGAAGGCCAAACUACCCAACCUGAAGGAAGUGGACGUUCGCUACACAGAGGCAUGGUGAACUAUUCUGCAUCAUCAAUUCUCGCUGAGAUUUCUAAAUGCAGGAAAUCGCAGACACAUCAUCAGAACACAACAUAAUCACAAACAUGGAGAAACGAGGACUGUAUUUAUAGGAACAUCAUUCAAACACAAGGACCUCCUGAUAUAUCAUAAAUGUGUCUCAUCCAAAUAUAAAGACGCUCUUUGUAGUGGCAUCAAAAUGCAAGAAUAUGUCUUGUGUGACAUCAUCAGCAGAGGAACCUUGUUUCUAUUGACAUCAUAAAGGGGACUUUUUCACUUUCAUCUGUUUGUUUGUUCUUGCCUUUUAUCUCAGACCCCUCGAAGGAACUAUGUCCCCUGUUAGUUCCUGUGUGUCAGACGUAUCUGUCUUUCCUAACAUCAGUGUCCCUUAAAACUAUGGAUUUAAUCCCUUUGUCCUUUAAUCCCAGAAGUCAAUGUUGAUUUGUCCUUCUUGAACUACACGGAGCCAUUUCCCCCGUGGUACCAGCGUCUGGUGAAGGUCUGAAUAUUCAGAGCCACAUUCCAGUACAGUUUUGAUAUCACCUCUUGUGUGGAAAGCCAAAAUUUCCACACUUUUUUUUUCUUGUCCUUGUUACAUUUGUGAUUGGUCCUUUCUGUUCAGUCAUUUUUCUUCCUCUGAGAAAUUUCUGGUGUAAAUGUGUCUAACAAUGCUCACUUCUUGACACAUUCAUCUCUAUCUCUCGGUCUCUCUGAAAAUCAUUUUUUAUCAACUUGAAAAAGCAUAUUUUUCCAUACACUGCUUUCAUAUGUGUUUGUAAAGAAAAAAAGAUGUAUCCCUUUUGGCAUUUUUUUAAGCAGACAUUUCAGGGGCUUUACUCUACAGCAAAACGGAAAAACUAACAUUUGUUUGUCAUUUUAGUUUUUCCUCCUUUUUUUUUCUUUUUCUUUUUUUGCAGCCACAUUGUACAGUGUAAUUGUGAUUUUACACCCAUAUUUAAGAGCACGUUUGUCCAGGAAGUAGUCUGGGACUACUUUGUAUUUAUGAGCCCCAUUUAUUCAGUUGCUCUGGUCUUCUUUUUUUCUUUUCUUUUUUUUUUUUUUAUCAAGUACUUUUGUCAAGCAAACUGAACCAAAAUGGUGCCUAAAAACAUUUUCUGUAAAGAUUGCAUCACCUAGCAACUCUGAGGUAAGUCAGCAUAGUUGUACAUAGAUAUACAUUAUUGACUGUAAAACCGAUUAAUAGGCUUUAUUAUUCCCUGUAAACAUGUUAUGUUUGCCUCUAGCUGUGAUAGGAGUCCACCACGAGUGUCCUGCCAUAAUGGUUAAGAUAAUGUUGCUCAUAUUUAUAUAAAAUGAACUAUCGAGCCAUGAUUUCUGCUAUGUUCAUUAUGGCUUGUUAUGCAGUUUAACCUUUUUUAUAUGUAGUUUUUUUCACUCAUGUUAAUGUCUCUCCGAAAACAUAUUGUUUAUCAUCAUUGUAAUAAGUUACAAUCAAUGUCUUGACUAGUAGAGAACUAUUUCAAAAGAGGCAGAUCUUGCAAGUAAUUACUUGUUGAAGAAAUAUCUCAUAUCUCGUAGUGAGAAAUAAAACUGUCAAUUUAAGUUACAAUUGUAACUUAAAUUGAGAAGUUUUCUUUAGAAAUUCUUAUUUUGAUCCAUGUUUACAAAGGAGUGUCUGUCUCAAUUCACACUUAAAACGAGCGAUAAAUAGACUGUGUUCCGAGUUGCUGCCCCGUCCAUGUGGCCGGUCUUGAACUUAGCAGUUUUUGAUAGGUCGAGCUUGUGUGUGCUUUAAAUUUUACACAGAAAUAGACACCGUCCAGGGGAGUUCAGUUCUUGGCGCCAUAAAUGGCUUUGGCACCAACUUGCAUUCUGCCACCUUUGGGUUGAACCUUGCGUGGUUACAUACUGUAUAAUGUACAUACAAGUGUAUAUACUUUCCCUCCACUCUCUGUCUGAUAUUUCUGUUUCUCUUUCUCUCAUGUUUUUGGGAGGCUUUUGUUGCCUUCGUUUUUUUUAAAUGAGUGCAUAUUUUGGUUUACUUCCUCCCACAGGCCAAGUGCACUGUCAUUGUCUUCAGUGGUUAUUUCUGUUUUAUUUUUUUUGGACAUUUUGAUAAGUGUAAUCCAUUUUUUUUUGUCUUUUAUUUUAUUUGCAUGUUGCAUCUGCAGAUGUUGCAUUUUGUAAUUUUAUCACGGAGAUUAAAAUAUAAAGGAUAAAAUCACUAGUUCUGAAACCAGCCCUACACUUCCCCCCUUCAACCACUUACCAUGUGGAUCAGUACACAUUUCUAAAAGUGAGAGGUGCGUGCCUGUGCACAAUGCAGCAAACUGAUGGAUUAUAGUGGACUUGUGAUAUUGAUGAAGCAAGGUACAGUUCUUCAUUUGUGAGUGGACUAAAAAAACUGCCAUUUUGUACAUUGGUGGAAACAUAAAAGUCACACUUGUUUAUUGGUCUUCAGUCUCAGCAUAUGACAGCAGACCAAUUUUCUCUGCAUUGGAAGGAAUUGAGGAGGCUGGGUUACCCCCAACCCUCAUUUUGCUAAAAAAUAUAAUUAAAAAAAAUACCACUUUUUUCUCUUGAUCCAAAAACAAUUAAGAGUGGAAAUCUAGUUUCUACUCAAGUAACUUUGGAAACCGUUUCCUCCACACUUUUCACAUUUAUUUGUUAUAUCCUGUGGAGUUAACUGUGCUAUUUUUGUUUCCAGUGUCUAACUACCAAUAUAUUUUAAUGUCUUGUUAUUUUUAGUUUUUCCCCCCUUUUUUUAAAAAGUACUUAACGCAAUGUUGAAUUGAGACCGAGUCUUAAUAUGAUGUGGGUGGGGUUCCUACCGCCCCUGUGGUACAGUUGUGUACAUACAAAUAAGAACUACAUUUCCCAUGACGCCUGGAGUUUCUUCUGUGUUUAUCUGCUUCUAUCUACAGCUGGGUUGCUGCUGCUGCUGCUGCUGCUGCUCUAUGGCUGUUGUAAUGAGAACACAACCUUCAACAGGAAAAUAAGCCUAAUAUGUGAACCAGUUUCAAUCAAAAUAAACUGUCUGAAUAUGUUUCAAAUAGAAAGCUUGGAAAGGUUUUUUUUAUUGAUAUUUUAUCUGAACAUUCACCCUUGUGAUGUUAUUUUAAGGAAGUGAGAACUACUGUUCUUUAUCAAAUAAUAAUGGCAGUCCCAUUUAAAACAAGUAACGGCAUGUAGCACUAAUGGUAUUUUGACCAUCUCUUUUACAUGAAUCCAAACAUGUGAGUACAUUGACAAAUACACACAAAACAGUAUAUAUGCAAGUUUAAAUAUCA